UGUCAUGCGUUUUAAUCAUCUUCCAGAGUGUGCUGUGUUACACCGCUUGACAUUCCUCUCAUACCACCACCCGGUCACGGUUCUCCCACGGGGGUGCUCGAUUGUUAAAGCAGGGAACUUCAAUUUUCUGCUGCACCAGAGACAAUAAACGGCUUAAAACUGCAACAUAAGGACGCGAUAACUACUUUAAGUCGACCGUGUCAGCUGUUUUGUCCUCGUGCAGUAGUCGAUCUGGAAGACUGAGAAUCCCCAAAUUCCCUUAAACAGACUUUUUUCCCCCCACACCCAGAAACUAAGGAUUCGUUUUUUCUUUAGCAGAGAAACAAAUCAAAUUCGAGUCAAGUUAUGUUAGGAGCCCGGCAAGUUCCCCUUAAGUUUUGUGGUUAAACACGGUUAAGAACAUAAUAUAGUAGAACAACGCUGAUGGGACUCUUGGGGAAUCUUUGAAUGACACUUCACUGAAGGUUCCCGCUGUGAAAAAAAACGACGAAGCUUCUUUCUGUCUGGAUGCUGCCGACUGGGAGGAGUAGGAGGUGGAAAAAACUGAAAACUGAUUAGGAAGAAGCAGAGAGCGCUGUUGUUCCGUCUCAACAAACACUGUGUGUAGCUCGGUGUGUUGUUGAAUACUGGAGGCUCGACUCGCAUUCCGCAAAAGUUAUCUUCCCAUCACUCAAACUUGUAGGAUUGCUUCAGUGUAUGAGAGGAGCAAAGCGGCUGAAAGCGCGAGACCGUGCGAGCGAAUGGAGAAGCACAAAGUGCUGGACCAGCUCCUGAUGGAGCUCCAUCGCUUCUUGCUCAUUCUGGACAAGGAAACUCUGAGUGGGAACGCCACCAUCCAGAAAGUCUUGCUGGCGGAUCUCCUCCAGUCCUACAGAACCUCAAGCGGUGCUGAUGAGGAGUAUAUCUACAUGAAUAAAGUUGUGGUGACUGGGAAAGAUGACAAAGAUGACGGAUCAGAUGCCCUGGUCAACGGAAAAGCAGCUAAAUAUGUCCCUGUGCCACAGAAGAGCCUUCCUGACCUGCCUCCCCCCAGAACAGGUGUGGUGGGUCGGGAACCAUUCCCCUUGCCUGUAGUUCCAGCUCCAGCCUGUAUAGACAUGUCAGAGAGCUACUAUGAGGAGGCUCAGCCCUACGAGGAGACUAUAAAUGAUCUGGAGUGUUCUGGCCUCCUCUCAGGGCCCUGGAUGCGAGUGAACAGCUCUGACAGUGUGAUCUAUGCUGUUAUCACCAGGGAUGACGGCGAGGCUGUUAGCAGUUCAUAUGAGUCAUACGACGAGGAGGAAGUCACCCAGGGAAAGUCCCCAUCGACUCAGCAUCAGUGGCCAUCAGCAGAGGCGUCUAUUGAACUGAUGAAGGACGCUCACAUAUGUGCCUUCCUAUGGAGGAAGAAAUGGCUUGGCCAGUGGGCCAAACAGCUCUGUGUCAUCAAAGACCAUCGUCUGUUGUGCUAUAAGAGCUCCAAGGAGCAGACACCUCUGCUGGAUGUGAGUCUACUGGGCUGCAGUGUGGUCUACAAAGAAAAGCAGUUAAAGAGAAAAGAGCACAAGCUAAAGAUCAUCCCAGUAGGAGGGGAGGCCAUCGUACUAGGCCUGCAAAGCAAAGAACAGACUGAGCAGUGGCUGAAGGUGAUUGAAGAGAUAAGUCCCAAACCAGCUGAAAACUGUGACAUCCAACAUUCUGCGUCUGACUCCCCAAGACUUAUUUGCACAAAGGGAGAGCUGGGUGAGAGACACUCAGUGGCUUCAGAGAGUGGCAGCAGCACAGACAGUCAUGCUGAAACUUCAGAAUGCAAAGAUGUAAAGAAGAAAUAUGGUGCAGGCUUGAUGUUCAGCAACCUGAUGAACAUUGGCAAGAAAAAACCCUCCUCACUAGAGAGCAAUGAAAAAUCUGUCAACACCUCAGGCUACCUCAACGUACUUGUGAACAGUCAGUGGAGGCCCUGCUGGUGUCUUAUAAAGAAUGGACAGCUGUGGUUUUAUCAAGACAAGGGAAAGAACAAAGUGAGCCAGCCAGCUGUGACCCUGGGAGGCUGCAGUGUUUUACCCGACCCCAGCCCUGAGCACCUCUACUCCUUCAGGAUUGACAUCCACGGCACACAGCUUGCAACCCUAGAGGCAAAGACAUCAGCAGAUAUGGGUCAUUGGCUCGGUCUCUUGCUGUCACAGACGGGGACCAAAACUGACCCAGAGGAGCUGACAUACGACUAUGUCAACGCUGAGAGAAUCUCUAGCAUUGUCAAUGCUGCAAAAACUUCAUUCUAUUUGAUGCAAAGGAGAUAUUCAGAGCCAAACACAUAUAUAGACACUCUACCUUCCAUUCCUCAAAGCUCUGAUGAGCUGUAUGAUGAUGUGGCAUCAUUAGCUGAUCCCGAGGAUGCUGAUGAAAACCGCCUGCCAAACUGUGAGGACAACAAUCUCCUGGAACAGAAUCAAACAUGCUCACCAAAUACUAAGAACCCUAUGAGCACAGAACAGGAUACCGACAACAGAAUUUACCUGGACCUAGUCCCUGUGCGCUCCUUCCUCCAUACAUCCUGUGGGAAUAAAACUUCUCCUGCAAAGGAAAUUUCCAGGCAGUCUCCAGUCCCAGUAGAGGACCACAAGGACUCCUCCUUCCAAAUUAAAGAGCUCAUUUCAACAACCCCUGCUGAGCCAGACUCAACACCUGAAUUAAAUGGCCUUAGCACAGUCUCUGCUACAAGCAAACCAGAACAACAACCCCCGGCUUCCACUCUGUCACAGCCACACCCUCAACCUGCCAAAAUCUUAUCCCAAAGCCAAGAGACCCCUAAGAGGACCAGCCUGGGACUCCCACAAGCCUUCAGCUGUUCUGGGACACAGAUUCAUAAGGGUCAGGCAGCUCAUAAUGCUGCUACCAUACUCCCUCGCAGUCCACAACCUUUACGGCCAAAGGCACACACCAUAGGGUCUCCGGGUUCGGUUGAAGUAAAACUUGGCAAGAACCGCACAGAGGCAGACUUGCGCCGCUACAUAGAUGAAAGGGAUCGUCUGGAGAAAGAGAGGGAGGAGGUGAGAAGCAGUCUGGCAAACCUAAAGAAGGAGAAAAGGGAAGCCAAAGAGGAGCUCAGUGCCUGCCAAGAUCCCAAGAGGCAUGAUGCACUAGAGAUCAGCCUGAAGAAGAAGGAGGAGGCGUGUCGAGAGGCAGAGCAUCGCAGGGUAGAGGUGGAGCUUCGACUGGUAGAAGUGAAAGAAAGCCUAAAGAAAGUGGAGUCGGGGCCUUUCACGCUGGGAACCACAUUGGACAGCAGCCUCCAGGACACACCUGCGCCUAAAGCAGCAACUAUGCCUAAUCUCCAAUCAUCACUAUCACUGUCAUCAUCAUCAUCAUCUUGCCAAUCAUCCAACAGCAACAGUGCAGACUCUGCUUCACCAGUCAACUCUGCAUCUGCUCUUAAAAACAGACCCGCCUCUAUCAUGGCCACAAAAGGCACGGUUCUGCAGAAAGCAAAGGAAUGGGAGAAAAAAUCCACCUCCUAGAGGGAAACGUGUAAAAUCCUGCAAGCGUUUGUUGGUUAAUCAUCUGUAACAUCCAUCGUGGAUAGUUAAAUCCCUCCAUGGAUCCUUCAUCCUCAUCAACUUCUUAGACUUUGAAGAGCCAAUCAGACAGAAGAAUGAGCUGUCUUCUUGAAUACCACUGGAUAUUCAUUAAUACAAUGACUUUUAAGUUGUUUUUUUCCUCUAUCUGCAAAGGAAGGAAUUUGAUGUAGUAGCAUUUUGGCCAGUGUAACACAAACAUACAUUGUAAACAGCCAAACCUUUGAAACCACUGAGUUUUGAUAGACAGAAAGCCUUUUUACUAAAUUGUCUGUUCUGUACACUCUAGAUUGUAGCUUGGUUCAUGUAUGCUGGUAGCCAAGAUGUAAAUUUAUUUACACCAUUAUUCAGCCUUUUGGCUUGUAUUGCUAGCUAAAAAUGCACUUUUUAUUCAAAUAAAUGUACUGACCAAAAUACAGGCUUGAAA
Messenger RNA from Melanotaenia boesemani (Boeseman's rainbowfish), 3981 nucleotides. It is a transcript of the gene afap1l2, whose product is annotated as actin filament associated protein 1-like 2. The coding region runs from base 741 to 3497 and encodes 918 amino acids. Gene Ontology annotation, biological process: positive regulation of epidermal growth factor receptor signaling pathway; regulation of interleukin-6 production; positive regulation of interleukin-8 production. The transcript is spliced from 20 exons. Gene Ontology annotation, molecular function: SH3 domain binding; SH2 domain binding. Lineage: Eukaryota; Metazoa; Chordata; Actinopteri; Atheriniformes; Melanotaeniidae. Gene Ontology annotation, cellular component: cytosol. The record is from RefSeq and is a predicted model, not a curated record.